AAGUGGCGGGUAUGUCAGCCGAGGAGGCAGCUGUAUUCAUACGCCCGCCGCCAAAGAGGUACAAGUCCCACGCGAAGACUAAGGCCAAGGUGCGGAUAACGUCGCUCGUUCGUCAGGCGGCGGUGGUCAACAAGGAUCUCAGGGCUCCAUUGCACGGCUUGCAUCUCAUACUGGCUUUGCCCGAAGCCUGUUCGGCAGUGCCCUUAAGGCUCUCGGAUGAAUGGCAAGGCGCGCUUUAUUGUGCGUUGAUAGGGAGUCAGCCCACGUCCUCCGGCUGCCUUAGUCCUUUGGCCUCAACCGCCUCGGUGACAGCGGGGAGUGAUGAGGAGUCUCCCUGGCCUAUGGCAAAACUCGAGCACACUCUAUUCGACGAAUGGAUCAAUUCAACUGAGGCGCAGGAUAUUCCAUGUGAGGUUGCUCAGGCGGCGGUGGUCAACAAGGAUCUCAGGGCUCCAUUGCACGGCUUGCAUCUCAUACUGGCUUUGCCCGAAGCCUGUUCGGCAGUGCCCUUAAGGCUCUCGGAUGAAUCGCAAGGCGCGCUUUAUUGUGCGUUGAUAGGGAGUCAGCCCACGUCCUCCGGCUGCGAAUCAGCUUUGGCCUCAACCGCCUCGGUGACAGCGGGGAGUGAUGAGGAGUCUCCCUGGCCUAUGGCAAAACUCGAGCACACUCUAUUCGACGAAUGGAUCAAUUCAACUGAGGCGCAGGAUAUUCCAUGUGAGGUUGCUCAGGUGCUGCACGAGUAUCGGGCGGUUUUUCCCGAUACCUUACCUAAAGGUUUACCUUCGAAGCGCCCUCAUGAUCAUCAUAUUCUUCUGGCGCCUGGGAAACUUCCAGCGAGAUCUGCAAUCUACCGUAUGACCCCAGAUCAGCUCACUUUCCACAAACAGGAGAUAGCCAAAUUAUCGGACAAUGUUUGGAUCGGACCGACCUAUUCGCCUAUUUGCUCUCCUACGAUCAUGGUGGACAAACGCGAUGAUGGCUCCGGGGAGCGGAAGAUGCGUUUGGUUGUCAAUUACCAAGCUUUAAAUGCCCUUACGAUAGCCCCUGAUUUUCCACUACCUCCCAUUCAAACCAUUGUGGAGCUGCUCGGAGGCGCCAAGUAUUUUUCCACCUUGGAUUUUGAAGCAGGAUUCCAUCAAAUACGUAUAGCUAAGGAAGACCGGUGGAAGACGGCUUUCCGGUCCGUUCUCGGACUAUUCGAGUACCGAGUGAUGCCCUGUGGCCUUAAGGAAGAUAAAAUCGAAGCCAUACGGCACUGGCCAGAGGUGCUGGAGAACGAAACGCAAGUGCGCCAGUUCCUCGCUACAAUAAAUUACUGUCGCAUGUUCAUGGGACCGGACUGUGCAGACGUUGCUCGGCCGCUGGUUGAUGUUACGCGUAAAGACGUCAGUUUCAAAUGGACAGAGCUUCACACGCAAACGGUGCGGCAGCUCAAACAGCGCUUAAUCGACUUCACUACCUUACAGGUCCCUGACACGACGAAGCCCUUCGAGUUAUACACAGAUGCCUCUGGUUACGCAGUCGGAGGAGUUCUUGAACAAGACGGUAAACCCAUCGGUUUCCUCAGUCAAGUCAUGAAGCCCACGCAACAGAGAUACUCGAUCUACGAUCAGGAACUCUUGGCGCUGGUCACGGCGCUGCACAAGUGGUCGCACUUGCUCCGUGUCUCCAAGGUGACGGCUUUCACUGAUCAUCAAGCUCUCACCCAUCUCCAACUACUCCAAGCAUCGAAGCCUCUGCGCGGACGCACCGCCCGGUGGCUAGACGUCCUUGCAGAGUUCCCGGGUUUGCACAUCACGAACCCAACCCAGAGCCGGAACCUCCUACACUUACAACGAAGGCACCCGCUGGUCCCCCUGACGGGCGCCAUUGGCCGCAAGCGUACUCGAAGUGUCCUGCUUUUCGAGUUCCCUACGAAGCCGCAGCAAGCCAACCAGGAGAAGCUCUGCAGAUCGAGUUCUGUCAUCGCCAAUCUACCUUUCGCUACGUAG
Messenger RNA from Eimeria necatrix, 1991 nucleotides. Its product is annotated as OSJNBa0032F06.19 protein, related. The transcript has 4 exons. NCBI's taxonomy places the organism in Eukaryota, Apicomplexa, Conoidasida, Eucoccidiorida, Eimeriidae. The record is from RefSeq and is a predicted model, not a curated record. The annotation marks the transcript as partial.